GUGAAAAAUAACAGAAAUGGCCGCUCGUACGCUCAAGUUUUUCGUCUGACGUUAUCGAAUACAAGUGUCAUAAAAAUAAAAGAGGCGGCACUGUACGAAUAUCUGUACACAUUUAAGUUACUUGGAUGCAGCAUUUUUGUGUUUGGAAGGUGACAAAGUAUGCCAUCCAAAACAAUUUAUUCGCAUAGAGACCCUAUGCUGAAGAAAAGAGAUGACUUUGAGGACAUUUUGGAGGAGAGGAGGAACUCCAGUGACCUGAGAUACGCUCUCAGAUGUUAUACUCCUGUUCUUUACAAAGGAGUGCCUCCCAUUAAAGCCAGCAUGUUAAAGAGUAUGGUGCUUCAGUCUGGCCAGAUACGCUACAUCAUCAGUCAGGUUUCCAAAGAGAUGGGCAGGGCUAAUGAUGACAUUUUGGAGGAGGCGUCAGCCAUCUUGGACGAGAUGGCUCAACGCCUGCAGCUUAGCACCGUUCGCUUCUUCGUCUUCACACUCAGCAAAGUCUUUAAAAUCUUGUUCAGGAACAUCUGUGUCAAUGAAGAGGGCAUUCAGAGACUCCAACAGGCCAUUCAGGAGCAUCCUGUUGUUCUCUUACCCAGUCACCGCAGUUACAUGGACUUCCUGCUGGUGUCGUACAUCAUGUACACCUACGAUCUGGCACUACCUGUCAUUGCUGCUGGCAUGGACUUCAUUGGGAUGAAGUUUAUUGGGGAGAUGCUACGGAUGUCUGGAGCGUUCUUCCUUCGGAGGUCAUUUGGUGGAGACAAACUGUAUUGGGCUGUAUUCUCAGAGUAUGUCAAGACUAUGGUCAAGAAUGGAGUUGCACCAGUUGAAUUUUUCCUGGAGGGAACCCGAAGCAGAACGUGCAAGUCUUUGACUCCAAAAUUAGGUCUGUUGAAUAUAGUGAUGGAUCCAUUCCUCAAAGGGGAGGUGUUUGAUAUUAGCUUGGUCCCUAUCAGUAUCAGCUAUGAGAGGAUCUUAGAGGAACCACUCUAUGCCAGAGAACUGCUGGGUGUCCCCAAACCCAAAGAGUCCACUUCAGGCCUGUUUAAAGCCAGAAAAGUCCUCAAUGAAGACUAUGGCAGUAUCCACGUGUACUUUGGUCAGCCUGUGUCACUCAGAAGUAUAGCUGAGGGAAGAGUUAACCGCUGCCAGUUCAACCUGAUACCAAGACACAUCCCCAGGAAGCCCAGUGAGGAGAUCCACAACUUUGUCAAUGACUCUGCCUACAGGCUGGUACGGGCGCAAGAGGAGAACAUGGUCCUGAAGCCGUGGGCCCUACUGGCCUCUCUGCUGCUCCAGAACCACCACCAGGACCAGAAGAUGGAGCAGACACAAGGGAUUGCACUGGACAAGCUGACUGAACAGGCUCUGUGGCUCAGGGAUGUUUCCCGACAGUACGGAGCUUUCCUCCUCUGGCCUGACCACAUGCCUCCAUCAGAAAUAGUCUCCUCCAGUCUUUCUCUGCAUCAAGGCCUAGUGAGGAUCUCUGAGGGAAGAGUCCACCUGGCGUUGGAACAAGCAGGAAGAAAAGCAGGGCCAGGGGAGCCUCAAGGCGCUGUCACCCCAGAGGAGGAGCUCUGGAGUCAGGCAGUCAUCGUACUCUCCUGUGCCUCCUACAGGAACCAGGCUAUGCACAUCUUCCUCCGGCCAGCGCUGCUAGCCUCCGCCAUCCACGCUGCCACCUCCAACAAAAAACAGGAGGUCUUCAACACUUUCAGCUUCCUGAGAAACAUGUUCUCCAAUGAGUUCAUCCUCUGUCCAGGCGCUACAGUGCAGGACUUUGAGGAGGCCUGUUACCUGCUAAUGAAGACCGGAGCGCUGCAGGCCAGCCAGCAGGAGCUUGUGGUGACAGAGAAAGGGCACAGAACACUGGCCUUUCUCACCAGUAUGCUUGACCCAUUCUUACAAGGAUACCAGGUGGUGUGCAGGUUCCUGUGUGAAGAGGCCACUGAGAAUUUGACAGAAAAACAGUUUAUUCCAUCCAUCCGGAAGUUCAUCGUGAAACUUCUUCUAUCAGGUAGUCUAAGAUACACCGAAGUGUUGUCGUUUGACCUCCAGAAGAACGCUCUGGCAGCUUUGCUAAGACUUGGAGCUGUACAGAAAAUCAAAGGAGCAGAGCAGGAGACUUUAAAGGUGAACACGGUGAUGGUGAACUCACUGGAAGACACUUUAGGGGGAAAACUCCCCACUCAGAACGCCGUCAUCGCUCGGCUAUAAUUUACCCACCCCAUUUAGCCGAGGUGUUGAAUUUUUUUCAUGCAUUGAUGAACCGUGAAGAUGUCUUGGUGCUUCUCUGCACUGUACGGUUCGAUUUGGCCCGGCUUACCACAAAGGCAGUCCAGCCUGCUCUCUAUGAGAGAUGGAACAAACGCCAUCUGGAGACAGCUCAACCCGUUUUACUUUCUUUUUCUUCAGACUCGGUGUUCUCAUAACUUCUCCUUUCAAGAUGCCCUUUUCUUUCUGAGGUUGUUCUAUUAAAAAAUGUUUUAUAUGCAUACAUAAAACUGGAGGAUGAGUAAGGCCAUUGAAGGCAUAUUGCUAAGCUUAUUUGAUUCAUUCUGAAUAACUGACCUUUUGCAGUUAUGAUCAGCUUGUAAAAGCUUUUGGAUGUGCCAAAUCCACUCAGGAUAGUGGCAGUUCUCCAUUAAUGCAUUGGGUAUGUAUCCUCUAACACUCAGCAGGGUUUUUCACUUUGUUAUUUUCAGUCUGAGCUUCAGACUGUGUCUGUUACUGCUAGUCCCUUAGUCUUGUCUCUCUUAUUGAGCACUUUAAUGUGAUGUGGGCCUAUCUGUUAGCUCUUUUCCCCUUACAUUUUCAGUUUUUGUACAACAAGAGUAGUUAAAAUUGCUGGAUAAGAAAAUUUGAGUGGUUACAUAUCAGGUUUUGGUAAAAUCUAUAUUCUUUUUGUACUGUGUGAACUAAAAAGUUUAUAUAUGCGAGUUGAACUUGCCACAUACACAAAGCCAGCUUCAAAAACAGCUGGUGCAAGGUGUCAGUGUUGGAUUUAAUCCACCCUGGUUCAAGUUUGUCGCCCAGCCAUUACUCCAGACAAAGGACUACAUUAAUCUUUGUUUAUAUAGUGGAGAUAAUACUACAAGUCUAAUGGCAGUGUUACACAGUCGCCACCCUCCUUACACUACCAGCUAUACCAAAGGAAUAAGUUUGUCAUUUUUGUUCAUUGUUUCCUUAUGUUCUCAAGUCACAUAGUUACAUAUAUUGCAGUUUAUAAUCCAGCCUUCAUUUAUAUUCAAAGAAAUAGUACACACUUUGUAUUGUUUUGUUACAAGGGAAGGAAAAAUAAACUGAAACAGCAGUAACUGUGACACAGAGACUCAGAGGAACUAUGCUGAUUACACACAAGAAGCUUGAGAAGUGUCAGACCAACAGGUGAUUUUCUUUUGUGUGUGUGAGACUCAGGAUUACCCACUUAGCUGACAUGUUCAAAAGGGAAUCAUUUUACAGCAGUGAUGCCAGAUUAAAACUAGAUUGGUUUAAAGAUCCUUAUAUUGAAGUUAUUUAUUUGAGUUAUUCAGUAAAUCCUGUUACCUUGAAAUCACAUCUCAGUGUCGCUACAGGCAGAGCUGCUUAGGGGGCAGAAAACGUCUAAACCUCAAAGUAGAGCACACAGGCUCCUCGAUAUGGUAAUUUCAGACUGAUCCCCCCCCCAAA
Molecule: messenger RNA, 3669 nt
Organism: Monopterus albus (swamp eel)
Lineage: Eukaryota; Metazoa; Chordata; Actinopteri; Synbranchiformes; Synbranchidae
Gene: gnpat
Product: glyceronephosphate O-acyltransferase
Exons: 17
Coding region: 160-2217 (685 amino acids)
Biological process (GO): fatty acid metabolic process; ether lipid biosynthetic process; triglyceride biosynthetic process
Cellular component (GO): peroxisomal membrane; mitochondrial membrane
Molecular function (GO): glycerone-phosphate O-acyltransferase activity; glycerol-3-phosphate O-acyltransferase activity
Source: RefSeq, a predicted model, not a curated record